GACGCGUGGCGCGAUGGCGGCGUCCCUACGCGCGUGCCGGCGACGCUGGCGGCCGCUCCCGGCGUCGCUGCUGCUGCUGCUUCUGGCGCUGCCGCCGCCGGGGGGCCCGCCGGGCGCCACCGCCUACUUCCCCGAGGAGCGCUGGAGCCCCGAGUCGCCGCUGCAGGCGCCGCGCGUGCUCAUCGCGCUGCUGGCGCGCAACGCGGCCCACGCGCUGCCCGCCACCCUGGGCGCCAUCGAGCGGCUGCGGCACCCGCGGGAGCGCACGGCGCUGUGGGUGGCCACAGACCACAACUCAGACAACACAUCAGCUGUGCUGCGGGAGUGGCUCGUGGCCGUGAAGAGUCUGUACCAUUCUGUGGAGUGGCGGCCGGCGGAGGAGCCCAGGUCCUACCCAGACGAGGAGGGCCCCAAGCACUGGUCUGACUCCCGCUACGAGCAUGUCAUGAAGCUGCGCCAGGCGGCCCUGAAGUCGGCCCGGGACAUGUGGGCUGAUUACAUUCUGUUCGUGGAUGCAGACAACCUGAUCCUCAACCCCGACACGCUGUCCCUGCUCAUCGCUGAGAACAAGACGGUGGUGGCCCCCAUGCUGGAUUCCCGGGCCGCCUACUCCAACUUCUGGUGUGGGAUGACUUCCCAGGGCUACUACAGGCGCACGCCUGCAUACAUCCCCAUUCGCAAGCGCGAGCGCCGCGGCUGCUUCGCAGUGCCCAUGGUGCACUCGACGUUCCUCAUCGACCUGCGGAAGGCGGCCUCCAGGAACUUGGCAUUCUACCCUCCCCACCCGGACUACACCUGGUCCUUCGAUGACAUCAUCGUUUUUGCCUUCUCCUGCAAGCAGGCAGAGGUGCAGAUGUACGCGUGCAACAGGGAGGUGUACGGCUUCCUGCCCGUGCCGCUGCGGGCGCACAGCACCCUCCAGGACGAGACCGAGAGCUUCCUGCACGUGCAGCUGGAGGUCAUGGUGAAACACCCACCAGUGGAGCCCUCCCGGUUCAUCUCAGUGCCCACCAAGAUGCCUGACAAGAUGGGCUUUGAUGAGGUCUUCAUGAUCAACCUGAAGCGGCGGCAGGACCGGCGGACACGCAUGCUGCAGGCGCUUAGGGCGCAGGAGAUCGAGUGCCGGCUGGUGGAGGCUGUGGACGGCAAGGCCAUGAACACCAGCCAGGUGGAGGCGCUGGGCAUCCAGAUGCUGCCUGGCUACCGGGACCCCUACCACGGGCGGCCCCUCACCAAGGGGGAGCUGGGCUGCUUCCUCAGCCACUACAACAUCUGGAAGGAGGUCGUUGACCGGGGGCUGCAGAAGUCGCUGGUGUUUGAGGACGACCUGCGCUUUGAGAUCUUCUUCAAGAGGCGCCUGAUGAACCUCAUGCGGGAUGUGGACCGGGAGGGUCUGGACUGGGACCUCAUCUAUGUGGGCCGGAAGCGCAUGCAAGUGGAGCGUCCCGAGAAGGCCGUGCCCCGAGUGAGGAACCUGGUGGAGGCCGACUACUCCUACUGGACGCUGGCUUACGUGCUCUCCCAGCAAGGCGCCCGCAAGCUGCUGGCUGCCCAGCCGCUCGCCAAGAUGCUGCCCGUCGACGAGUUCCUGCCCGUCAUGUUCGACAAGCACCCAGUGUCCGAGUACAAGAGCCACUUCUCCCCCCGCAACCUGCGCGCCUUCUCCGUGGAGCCCCUGCUUGUCUACCCCACACACUACACGGGGGACGAUGGGUACGUGAGCGACACAGAGACCUCGGUCGUGUGGGACAACGAGCACGUCAAGACCGACUGGGACCGUGCCAAAUCCCAGAAGAUGCGGGAGCAGCAGGCCCUGAGCCGCGAGGCCAAGAACUCAGAUGUGCUGCAGUCGCCGCUGGACAGUGCGGCCCGUGAUGAGCUCUGAGGGGCGGCCGCCCCAGGCCUGGCCUCUGCCUGCUCACCAGGGACAGCGGGGACCCUGUGGAGCCCUGGCAGGCCACAAGGGCUCUCCAGGCAGGGCAGCAGCCUGCCCGUUUUCGCUCAGCAAUCACAUGCACGCAGGCAGCAUUAAUGGAGUGCCUACUGUAUGCCAGGAACAGGGCUCGGCACUGGGGCAUUGGGUGGGAGCAAUCCAUCGUUCAGCUCUUCGUGCGCUCGAAACUUUUCAAGCAUUUACUGUGUACCGGUUUCCUGUGCUUUGGCAGCAAAUGAUGCGUUCUUAUCCCCUCAGUCACUGAUUGAUUCAGUCAUCAGGCAUUUAUUGCUUCCCCCAAGAGUCAGGCACUAGUGUAUGCAUUCAUUUUUUAAAUUAAUUCAGGUAUUUAUUGAGUGCCUACUGUAUAUGGAGCACCACUCCAGGCUUGGGGAAUAUUGAGAUAAACAAGACAUUUUAACAUUUAUUCAAACCCGUUGAGCACCUACCAUGUACCUGGUACCUGUGAUGCAAAGACAAGUUCUUAUUGACUCUGCACUUAUUGAGUGCCUGCUGUGUGCUGGGAGCUGAGCUCAGAGUUGGGGAUGGAAGGAAACAAGGUGCUUCUUGGUCUAAUUGGUUUCUGCCCCACAUGUCUGAAGAACACUGAGUGUGCACCAGGUGUUAGUGACACAAAACACUGCCAGUGCUCACUCAGCGUUCCUCACCCACGUGCUGGGCCACAGAGAUGAACAUGACGAGUCCUUUCAUUUCUUCAUGCAGCAGGCAUUGAUUGAAGGCCUACUGUGUACCAGACCUCAUGGACCCCCAGUGGGGUUGGAGAAAAGCUGACUGAGUUCCGUUCUCCCUCGUUCCCCAGUCACCUGAGCUGAGUGCAGACAACAUCUUGCCACCACCCAGGAGGGGGGUGACUUCCCUCGCCAGGGGCAGUGGUGGGUCCCAGCAACCACACGGCCUCAUGCGAGCCCCCUGGACCCAGCCCCGCUGGAGGGGGCGAGGGAUGCAGAUGGCGGCUGGGGCUCCCGUGCCCACUCCGGCUGUGGGCUUGACCUCCCGGCCUGCGUCUCAGCUGUGCUCUGGGGCUGCUCAGGGGCUCCUUUGUCCGAGCCUGUGGCGGCCUCACGUGUCCGGGCUGCCCAUGGCCUCGGCAGUGUCCCCAGCACAGGCCGCAGGACUUGCUGUGCCUUCAGCAGGAUGAAUGUCGGAGCCGGCAGGCCGGGCUUCACUCUCUUAGGGGUCACUGCUCGCCGGGCCGGGUCCUAGAUGACUCGCCUAUUUUUUUAUUAAAUGUUCCUGGUUAAUUUUGA
Molecule: messenger RNA, 3201 nt
Organism: Equus quagga
Lineage: Eukaryota; Metazoa; Chordata; Mammalia; Perissodactyla; Equidae
Gene: COLGALT1
Product: collagen beta(1-O)galactosyltransferase 1
Exons: 12
Coding region: 14-1885 (623 amino acids)
Molecular function (GO): procollagen galactosyltransferase activity
Source: RefSeq, a predicted model, not a curated record